Molecule: messenger RNA, 7948 nt
Organism: Varanus komodoensis (Komodo dragon)
Lineage: Eukaryota; Metazoa; Chordata; Lepidosauria; Squamata; Varanidae
Gene: WIZ
Product: WIZ zinc finger
Exons: 13
Coding region: 284-6637 (2117 amino acids)
Biological process (GO): regulation of transcription by RNA polymerase II
Cellular component (GO): nucleus
Molecular function (GO): RNA polymerase II cis-regulatory region sequence-specific DNA binding; DNA-binding transcription factor activity, RNA polymerase II-specific
Source: RefSeq, a predicted model, not a curated record
GAGUUUGUGGGACGGAGCGGAGGAAAGGGGGGGAUUUAAAGGAGCCAUGUCCCCGGCGCGGCGGCCUCGACUGCUGCUGCCGAAGAGGCCGGGGCCGGGCGGGAGACAGGAGAGGAGGGCGCAGCAAGGCUGCUCGAGGGGAGCAAACGAGCCGGCCCAGCCCUGAGCACUCAAGGGGGGCGGCGGCAGUGGCGGCAGCGAGCUCAGGAUGGUUGUCUGGCAGUAAUUGUUCCAAAACAUUGAUGUCUAGUUUGUAAAACUGACACAGCAGAAUCCACAGGGAAUGGAGAAAGCUGUUCCUACUACUUUAUCAGAAGGGAAGACAGAGCGCAAGGGUGAUGGAGAAAAACCUGUGCCAAUGACCCUAGUGUCAAACAAAGAGGAUCUUGCUGCCCUUGAAUGCCCCAAAGGUGAAGAGAGAUCAGCUGCCUUUUUACAAGAUGCAAAAACAUCUCUGGAGAAUGUGGCUAUGUUGGGGGCAUCAAAAAAUGGGGGGAUUAGUCUUGAGGAGCCUCCCCCCACUUCUUCAGAGAAACUAGAAGCAAUGAAUAGAGAAGAGAAAGUGAUUACUGAAAUGUGUAGCCAUAAGGAGGAUUCCAGCUUUUUGUCUUCAUUCACUCAUCAAGAGCCAGAGGAUGCUUUGGAUGCCUGUGAAAUGACAGAUGAGGCUCAUGGUGUUGUCUCUAUCACAGCUUGCAGAAAGGAAGACUGCAACAAGACAGAAGACAGUUUAAAUUUCUGGAAAGGUUGCUAUAAAGCAGAUUCAAGGGGAACCACAGAUCAAAGGAGCCCAACUCUCUUGUGGGAUUGCUCUGCACGGGAGACAAUGGGUAGUGUCUCCAAAGAAGAAAGCACUUUAGAAAGACUCCCUGGUCUGAAGGUUUCAAUGAGCACUAAGGAAGCAGCACAGAGAAAUCCUUCUUACCCAAAGGAGCCCACUUCUGCAAUGGAACCUAACAUAAAAACUGUGCAAAUGAAUACUGAUGAACUAGAAGAGGAGCCUGAGCACUUAGACCCUGGCAGAGCAGCAGGAGAAGCUUCUCCGCCACUUGCUGGAGCACAGACUGUUGGUGGGGAUGAAAGAUACCAUAGCAAUGAACCAAAGCAACUAGAAGCCUUCAGCAAAGAGCACUUAGACAAAAGGCAAACAUUGGAUAGGAAGGGCUUUCAGAGGUUUGACUGGCUUUCUGAGCACAAUGAAGGGCUUGGGCCUCCCUAUGGAAACAUAAAGAAGCCAGCUGAUGUAGCAACAAACCUGUCUCUUAGGGGACAGUCUGCACGAGAAGCUUCUUUGUUGGCUCUGCCAGUAUUUAGAAAAAUGCUAAAUCCUCACUUAAGUCAAGUAAAGACUGCUGAGAGUACACUGCCUCUCAGGAAGGGAGAGACAGUGGACUCUGAUCUAGGCGAAGUAAGUUCUGUUAAUACAGCUGAGUGGACCUCACAGAAAGCAGGGCUUCAGACUGUGACAGACCUUGCUGCUCACAAACAUGCUUGGGCUGUGAGUGCCAGGGACACUACAGAACGUGUUCCUCUGAGGUCUGUGGAAUCACCUUCCUGUGGCACCUAUGAAGAAACGAGUCCUUACAUGUGCAAUGUCCUGCUGGAUGAGCAUGGAAAAGAGGAUGCCGGCCAGGAAGAGGACCCAACUGUGUACACAUGCAUAGAAUGCAGCAUCUAUUUUAGAAUGAAGGAACACUUGAUGGAUCACAUGCUUCAACAUAACAGGGGACUAGGUUUCGAUCAAAGCAGAGAGAGUAGUGCAGGUCAGUGUCAGUUGACCUGUAAUGAGUGUGGAUGGGCUUUUGGAGAUAUUGGUUCUCUAGAACAGCACAGAAGACUCCACCAGGAAUCCAGAGAAAAAAUAAUUGAGGAAAUUCAGAAGCUCAAUGAAUUCCCAGAUGAAGGUCGUGAUGCCAGGCUACAGUGCCCAAAAUGUGUUUUUGGAACCAACUCCUCUAAGGUGUUUGUUCAGCAUGCAAAGAUGCAUGUCAGGGAGAGGAAAGAUCAAGGCUUGAAGAAGUUAAACUUGUUUGGCAGUCCUGGUGCUAGUGAGCCACGUGACAGCUCCAUGCACAACAUAUCUAGGCACUUCCGACCAAAUGAGCAUGUACCACAAGUGGCGCAUGCGCACAGUAGUAAUAAAAGUCUCAGCACCUGCACACUUUGCAGCUUCCCUGCCCCAAAUGAAAAUAUUUUAAAAGAACACAUGAAAUAUGCUCAUUCCCAUCCAUCCUGGAACGUGGAGACUUUUGAAGCAGAUAUGAACCAGCCUGGAACUAGUAGGGAUGCCUACAGCCCUGGCAGGACAGGCCGGCACUCAGAAAGUGAUUAUUUGAGCAAAGCAGACAAACUCUUUCCUCAGCCCCACUGUGAAACCGUGCCUCAGUAUGAUUCUCUCCCAGGCUUCACAGUAGACCACCAGAGACUUAGUAAAAGCAAUGGCACUAAUAAAAAAGAUAUCCCCAUGCCUGGAUUUCGGGCUAGGAAAAGAGCUCCCUACAGCUCUUCACAUAAGGUCUUGGGGAUGUCCCCUCUUACCUCAGCAAAAGAAUAUUCUCCAUAUGCCCUGAAACAAAUGAAGCAUAAAAGCACAGCACAGCUACUUGAAGCUGAGAGAGAGAAUGCCAAAAGCCAUCCGGGUGGGCUAGAGGAACUUCAGCACAAAUGGUUACCUUCAAGUGAUAUUAGGAGUAUGGAGGAAGAAUUCCCUGUAGCAACUGAAAUAGAAUUAGCAGAGAAUAGAUACUUCAGGCCUUUUGUUCUUCCUCAGUCUGCUUUGGACCUCAAAAGGGCUUUCAGGGGCAUCUUGAAGGCAACAGAUUAUUCAAUUGCAUCAGCAGGACAGCAACAUCAGUUACGUCAGAUGGUUCCUAUUGUUCUUGUUGAGGAGAUUAAUCUGUAUCCCAGAAAGAUGAAGCGACCCAAGCUGAAGAUUCUCAAGAAAAAGUCAUCACCUCUCUCCCGAGAAUUGGGAACGGAUGAGUCCCUUCCUUUAGGUGUAUUCCUGUUAGAUUCCUCUCUAGAAGGAUCUCUAGAGUUGGAUGAUCUUCUGGAUGGAGAUUCACCAAUGCUGAAGAACGAGGAGAGAAAAUGCCCAUACUGUCCUGACAGGUUCCACAAUGGGAUUGGCCUAGCCAAUCACGUGCGGGGCCACCUGAACAGGGUGGGUGUGAGCUACAAUGUCCGUCACUUCAUCUCUGCAGAAGAAGUGAAAGCUAUUGAGCAAAAAUUUUCCUUCCAAAAGAAGAAGAAAAAAGGUAUUGCAAACUUUGAUCCAAGUACUUUCAGUUUAAUGAGAUGUGAAUUCUGUGGGGCUGGCUUUGACACACGUGCAGGGUUGUCCAGCCAUGCCAGGGCCCACCUGAGGGAUUUUGGUAUCACCAACUGGGAGCUUACCAUCUCACCAAUUAACAUCUUGAAACAGCUACUAGCCAAUUCAUCAGAACACCCUAUGCUUCAGUCUGCACUAGGAACAGAUCCUUCAUCUCCAAAUCAAGAGAGAGAGAUGCUUGGGUUUAGGCCUGGCAAAAGCACGACUCCCAUAUCUGAAUGCAGCAUUUCACAAUCACCUUUCUCCCCAUUCCCUCUUUCUUGGGGAGAUGAGCCCAUGCAGUCCUUCAGAGAUGUUAUGGCUUCUGAGGAAGAAGAAGAGAUGAUUACUGCAGAGAUGGGGUCACCAUCCCUCCAGAAGAAAAGUUCUCUUGCUGGGUCCUUGGAUCAAAUUCCAAACAGGAUAGGAAGCUCACUGUCUCCUGAACCUUCCAGCAACAAGGCAGAUUCCCAAGAUUCCAAAACACCAAACCUCACGACAUGUGAGGUCUGUGGCACCUGCUUCGAGACCCGCAAGGGCCUGUCCAGCCAUGCCCGUUCUCACUUACGUCAGCUUGGUGUAGCUGAGUCUGAGAGCAGUGGAGCCCCCAUCGACUUACUGUAUGAACUGAUGAAACAGAAGGGCAAAGUGGACAGCGGCCCCAUCUCUCCGAGUCUUAGCAAAAAAUCUGCUUCUCCCAAAGAAGGGACUGCAGGGUCCUCACAACCAACGUUGCCGCCUCUCAACAAAUCUACGGAACGGCCACAAGAGCCACCAGUAAUAAACAAAGCAAUCAAAUCCCCUCCAGGUUUCACCCCCAAGAAUGUUACCCAGCCAGGAUCUCCCAUUCUCAAGAAAGUGACACCUGCUAUGCCUGGCUCUCCUCUGCCAAAGAACCCUGACGACAAAAGCCCCAAGCUACCGCUGAGCCCUCUGCAGAGUUCUCCUAAAGCACAGUGGCCACAGCCGGAGGAAGAAGGCCCCUUAAAUCUAACUGUAGAUAGUGACUCGGGCAGAGAAAUUGACUGCCAAUUAUGUGGUGCCUGGUUUGAAACCAGAAAAGGGCUGUCAAGUCACGCUAGAGCCCACCUGAGACACCUGGGAGUGAGCGAUCCAGAUGCUAAAGGAUCUCCUAUUGAUGUUUUAAAUGAUCUCAUCAAAAGUGAAGACUUCAAAGGCCGUCUUUCCUCUCUCCUCCCUAGUGAGAGAGAAUCUUUAGGGGCGAUUGGGAGCUCUGAUGGACCCAGCCCAAAGAUCACAUCUACAGCAACACCUGCCACAGGCAUGAAACAAGCACACUCACCAAGGCCUUUGGGCAAACAGCCAUCUGUAUUAUCACCUCACUCCCCUCCACCAUCCAAGAAGCUGAAACCACAUGGCCACAGGCUGUCAGCUGUGGCCAGUCUGCAAAGGAAACAGGGUCUUUCUUCCAGUUCGUACUGGGCAUCAGAUGCUGAGAUGGCUCCACUCAAUCUCUCCUCUGGAGCAGAACCUGUACGGGACAUCAGGUGUGAGUUCUGUGGUGAAUAUUUUGAAAACCGGAAAGGCCUUUCCAGCCAUGCCAGGUCACAUCUACGUCAGAUGGGGGUGACUGAGUGGUACGUGAAUGGCUCCCCUAUUGACACGCUCCGAGAAAUCUUGAAGCGGCGAUCUCAGCCUCGAAGCAGUACCUCCAGCUCCCCAGCACAUGGUCAGAAAUCAAUUAAUGUUCUUGGAGGUUCUCUGGAGCCACGCAGUCCAGGGGAGGCCCAUGUCUCUACAAUCUCUAAGAAGACACAACAGCCAGGGAGCCCCAUGGGGCAUUCUCCUACCUCUUCUCCUCCUCCAACUGCUAGAAAAAUAUUCUCGGGUCUUCCUUCUCCCUCGCUGCACAAGAAACUAAAACAAGACCAACUGCGCAUGGAGAUCAAGCGGGAAAUGAUGACUGGGGGACUUCACAAUGAGUCACAUCUCUCUGACAGAGUUUGGUCACCACGAGAAGAGAUGUCCCCGCUCAAUCUCUCCUCUCGUGCUGACCCUGUGCGGGAUAUUCGAUGUGAGUUUUGUGGUGAGUUUUUUGAGAAUCGGAAGGGGCUCUCCAGUCAUGCCAGAUCUCACUUGCGUCAGAUGGGAGUAACUGAAUGGUCAGUCAAUGGCUCUCCCAUUGAUACACUACGAGAAAUCAUAAAGAAGAAGAACAAACCAUGCUUGAUAAAGAAGGAACCAAACACAAUGAGCAUUGAGCUUCCAAAGCCUAUGGGGGAGGAUGGACCUGACCCUAAAUCCCCUGGGAAAAUGCUACAGCCUAUGGCCUUGUCCCCGCUGGGCGGGAGGACUGGGAAACCAAACCUUGGUCGGGAGGUCUCUCUGUCUCCCCUCAAAUCACAGGAAGGAUUCUUGGCACCACUUUCCGCUAAGCGUCCAUUAUCAGAUGAACGGCUGAGUAGCCAUAGUGAAGUGAAGCAAAAAACCUACAUCCAGACUGAAUUGCCCUUCAAAGCCAAACAUGUGCAUGAAAAGCCCACUCAUACAUCCAGUGAAGCCUGCUGUGAACUGUGUGGCCUCUACUUUGAGAACCGCAAGGCACUGGCCAGCCAUGCUCGUGCACACCUCAGACAGUUUGGAGUGACUGAAUGGUGUGUGAACGGCUCCCCAAUCGAGACUUUGAGUGAGUGGAUCAAGCAUCGCCCCCAGAAAGCUGGAGCCUAUCGCAGCUACAUCCAAGGUGGGCGGCCCUUCACCAAGAAGUUUCGCAAUGCCUCUCACGUGCGUGACAAUGAUGCUUCUGGGAAGAGGGCUCCCCUGAGCCUGCAGGCAGGCAGCCCUUCACUGGUGAGCAGAAGCCUGGGUGGGGAGAUGGUGUCCGCUGAGCCCAGCAAACCCGCAGAUGGUGGUGGCAGCGGCAGCAGUGGUGGCAGCAACAGCGGUGAACGAUCUGCAGUCACAUCACCUCUAUCGCUGGUAAAGGUGGAGGAACAUCAUCAGCAUAACAUCAACAAGUUUGAACGGAGGCAGGCCAAACCCCUUGAGGCUCUGCCACCUCGGGAAGAGGAGACCAGCGACUUGCAUCAGAAGGUUGAAGAGGUCCGCCAGCCACCCCCGAGAGUGAGACCAGUGCCCUCCUUGGUCCCUAGGCCACCGCAGACCUCUUUGGUGAAGUUUGUAGGCAACAUCUACACACUCAAGUGCAGGUUUUGUGAAGUGGAGUUCCAGGGGCCCCUCUCCAUCCAAGAGGAGUGGGUGAGACACCUCCAACGUCACAUCUUGGAAACUAACUUCUCCAAGGCAGAUGCCUUGCGAAGUGGGACUGAUGUGCCUGCAGCAGCACCUGUAGCUGAGGCCCAGUAGCAAAGCUCUUAGGAAGCACCAGCAUUCCAGGGUUUUUCCCUCACCUUUCCAAAUGAGCAAGAUUAAUGGUUAACAAACAGGGCGAAAGCAGUAUUUGACCUUCUGGUUCCACAGCUUUGCUAGAGGCCAGGUGUCUGUAGACUUACUUGGACUUUGGGGGCACUGGAGGAAGAGUUCCAGAGUUUGAGCACUAAAUAAACCAUGCUGUCUGUUGAAGAUGCUCCUUAUUUACAGCAAUGGUAUUCCAGGCUGGAGUUUUCUUGUGUGCAUUCUCUCUGCACAGAGGGAAGGGCGUGGAACAAAGUAAAAUGGGAAUUUCCUUGUCCUUCAAGUGAAUGCAAACUUCUUCAAAGUCACACUCUCUUUUACAGGGAGGAAGCAUGCACUUGCUCUGUUGCAGUUCGGGAUGUGGGAGAUGUGAUGGCGAGAGUCGUGAAUAUGAGGUUCUAGUGAAAGUUGUGAAAGUGAGGACCUGUUUGAGGCCAAGAAUACUCAAGCUGGGAGGGUGGAAGCAGAGCAACAUUGCUCUGUGGGGAAAGCUGUUGAUUCUGUAUGUGACCCUAGAGUUAAUGUAUGUUUGACUCCUUAAGUGACAGGUCUUUAGUUUCUGUAGACGUUGGAUCCUGUUGUGCAUGUUCAUGUCCCCUAACCUAUGUGUAAUGGGGUCUUGGUCCCACCUGUGUUAAAGGGGCAAUCAUUGACUCCUUGACCAUAUGCAUUUUCCCCAUUCCUUCCCUUCCUGAUGUCACUUGGUUGUGUCCCUCUCCAUUCCAUUGGGACCCUGUAGAGAAUCCAGCUCUGUCAUAUUGUGGAAAUGAGAUUUUGGCAGAGGAUUAUGGUUCUUUCCUAUGUUUAGCCUUGGGCUAAAAAUGGCUGACGAUGUCCUAUUGGUGACCUCUGCUUGAAAUCAGGGAUGACGUGUCCUUCUAGCCAACUCUGGAUAAGCAAGUCCUAUCCAAGGGUACGAAGGGCUUAGGGCAGCAUGGUCUUGUGGAUGUCUUGGUGGAGGGACACUGUGUUUCUCCUUUUUAGCAGGCACUUGGUGCAGUUCCCAAAGCAGCAACAGUAGGUCCUACCGGAAGUUUUGUUUUCCUGUUCUUGGUCACUGUUGCUCUCCUCUCUCUCUUCAUAGAACCUCAACUUUUUAAACUCUAGUUUUGUGUAGAAAUAACAAGCAUUCAUUUUUAUUUGGAACCCAGGCUGAACAGAGCCUGGAGGGAAAUUACCUUUUAACUUUUUCAAUGGGCAUAUUCUGGUUAUUAAUGUACCUAGGAAUAUGUAUAUUAGAUUAAACUUGUUCUGGAAACAAAA